Molecule: messenger RNA, 771 nt
Organism: Panicum virgatum (switchgrass)
Lineage: Eukaryota; Viridiplantae; Streptophyta; Magnoliopsida; Poales; Poaceae
Exons: 2
Coding region: 55-360 (101 amino acids)
Source: RefSeq, a predicted model, not a curated record
UCCGCCUCUAAUUUCCUCGCGUUGCACCUAGCCAUGACAGCACUGACCUAAGAGAUGUUAGUGGCUUUUGUGGCCUUCCUCACCUUUCCCAUUGUUGUGCUCUUCUUCGGCAGCUAUGCCCUUCCUCUGCAGGGGCGGAGACAGGGGUCGGGCAGGGGCUUGGCCCCCCUAAUCAAGGCGGCGAUCAAGCCAAGUCACACUACAUCCAACAGGAGGCCUGAUGAGAAGCAAACGGGCUCUGACCUCACGCUGUUGAUCGGCCUGUGGGAGGACGCGAGCAGCGACGCCGACGGCUCGAGAGCACGAUCAGCGAGGAGCUCCCGGCUCCGGCAGACGGUGUUCGCCGUGUCGCCACCGUGAAGGAGGAGGAGAGCAAGCCAGCGCUGAACCUGGAUUUGACCAUCUCGUCGUCUUGGCUGGCGUGACGCCGGCCGGCCGGCACACUCACGUAACGCUCGUGUACAGUUGUACGGACACAUGCAGAGAUUGUGUGAUCAGGCUUCACAGUAGAGCUAGUAGCAGAGAUUGUGGCAUGGUAGUCCUGAUAGGUCUCUCGGAUUUUCGUGCCAUCCCCUUCGCCACUCCGAUCCGUUCCAGACUUCCAGUAUUUUCUUUUUUAAAGAUCUGUAUAAAGGGUUUGUUCGAUUAGGAAUUGGGGCUUCAGGGCCGGGGUCUUCAGACGACGAUGGGUGAGGAAUUUCUUCUUUCUCCUCGGGAGAAGGCGCUGUAUACCUGAAUUCCUCACCUGUCAUCGUCUAAAAUGUUCUAUUU